AAAAUCUUUCUUUAAAACAAGAACGUGCAUUUAAUAUGACGAGCGAGGAUAUUAUCGACAAUGAGGAUGGACAGAUGGGGGCAGGAAAUAAAAGAAACACUUUUGAUAAAGUGUGUGAGACAAUUUGUCUGGCUUUAACUUUCGUAGCAUUGUCAGCAUAUGCUGAAAUUUACGGACCAACAUUGAUAGACUUAAAGAUAAAACUUGAUGCUGAUUACGAGGAAGUGGCUGUUGCAGUUUCCGGAAGGAGUGUUGGUGCCUUUCCCGGAAGUAUCAUGGCCGGGUUUCUCGUGGACAGAUUUAGUGGUCACUGCCACCUUUUGAUUGCUAUUGGCCUUGACCUUGCGGCUUUUGCUACUGCAGCUAUACCAUGGUCACCCAAUUUGACGUGCUUGUGGGGUUUCUGUUUUAUUGGUGGCAUUGUGGAGGCGUUCAUUAAUAUAGUAAGCACGCGAAUUUUGUUCAACAUUUGGCAAGGUAAAUCAGCCCCGUUUCUGAUGUUUGUACAUCUAGGUUAUGGUAUUGGCUCAUUCUGUGUGCCCAUUAUCUCUAGCCCCUUCUUGGCAGAAACAGAGUCCAUGCAUUCUGCUGUGAAUGAAACAUUAGAUAACAAUACUACUACAGGAAAUGAAACUCUCUUAUUUGUAGACAAAGUGUCAGAAAACACAAAAAUACACAAUGUACUUCAUAGUGAUUCAAAAAUUGAAUAUGCGUACGGUAUUUCCGCGUGUUUUGCUGCACUGGUAUCGAUUGCAUUUUACUUUUUUCAAGUUCGUGAGUCAGAUUGUAAGGUUAAUGGAACCAUAGAUGGAAACCAAACUCGAACCGAUAACCUAUCGAAGAACAUAGAUAAUCGGUCUAUCAAGGAUAUUGUCAAUCCGGCUACGUGUGCAAAUGGCAGAAUUUGUUACGGAUCUUCCAUCGUGUUUUUAGUAGUCAUUUAUCUUGGAAAUAAUGCAGGGGCGGACAAAAUGAUUGGAAAUUUUAUUCGUAGUUUUGCUAUAGACCAAUAUGGAAUAGGCGCAGACUUAGCGUCUGCGUUAAAUACAGCUUACUGGAUCACAUUUUCAGUAGGCAGAUUUGUUUUUAUUUUCCUUGCACGUUGCAUACCUAUCAGAGUUUUAAUAAUAAUCCAGACAUUUGGAAUGGCUGUCUCGGCUGGGUUAUUAUUUCUAUUUGCACAAAACUGCUCAACUUUAUUUUGGAUAUUCAUACAAUUUCUCUCGUUCUUCGGUUCAGCUGUUCUGCCAACUGCCAUUGCAUGGACUGAGUACCAUAUCAAGCUGACAGGUCUGGUUAUGAUGAUGCAGAUUUUUGGCAUGUCAGUCGGGGGGAUAUGUCAUAUGCGUCUUAUCGGAUAUCUCUACGGUCAUCUCGGACCGAAGUCAUUCAUUUACCAGAUCCUAGGCUACGGAGUUCUUCAGUUUAUCUUGGCAGUAGGUAUAAACAGCGUCGGUGCUAUACAUGGUAAGCGUCUCGCCGAUUCAUCUGAAUUAAAGAUAGAGGUAAAGACGAUCGCAAAGACCGUAACACACCCGAAUCUAAAAAGAGAUCAAACGAUUGAACUGACAUAGAAUUUUUUCGUAUUACACAACAGAAGAUAAACCAAGAAUGACAAUAUAAAUUACAACAUGGUUUAUGUCAUCAAUAGAAAAGAAAUUAUUUUGACCCAGACAAAAAUUGUUAUUUGUGCGUGAAAGUAAUUAUAACAAAUAAAAAUGUACAUAGAUAAUAAGCAUAGAUUGGAUUGAAUAUGCAGUAUUGUGACUGAAAUGUCAGAAAUCAGUCAGCAUAAUUUGUCUGUCUUAUUUUCAUAUAUUAAUUUGUUAAACAUCUGUAUAUUAGUAAUUAUUAUUAUUAAAUAUUAUACGCAUUGCACUUUCGUUUUG
This is a messenger RNA of Ruditapes philippinarum (Manila clam), 1889 nucleotides long. RefSeq names its product sodium-dependent glucose transporter 1-like. Bases 36 to 1574 code for a protein of 512 amino acids. NCBI's taxonomy places the organism in Eukaryota, Metazoa, Mollusca, Bivalvia, Venerida, Veneridae. The record is from RefSeq and is a predicted model, not a curated record. Gene Ontology annotation, biological process: transmembrane transport. The transcript has 3 exons.